Molecule: messenger RNA, 1269 nt
Organism: Aegilops tauschii subsp. strangulata
Lineage: Eukaryota; Viridiplantae; Streptophyta; Magnoliopsida; Poales; Poaceae
Product: membrin-11
Biological process (GO): vesicle fusion; vesicle-mediated transport
Cellular component (GO): Golgi apparatus; endoplasmic reticulum membrane; late endosome membrane
Molecular function (GO): SNAP receptor activity; SNARE binding
Source: RefSeq, a predicted model, not a curated record
CCCCGGGGAAGAGAAGAGAUGGUGUGUGUAAGCCAACGAAAUUUCUAAGCCAACUCGUGUGGAGCCUUGGGGUGGAAGGUAGGCUGCACGGCGAGGGCGGUCCCACACGGCAUCGAUCACGCCGUCCGUGCCUAAUCAAGCGGCCAGCGCCCGCCACCAGCCACGUCACAACGUCUCCCUCUCGGCCCGAAGGAAAUCGCGGCCCUCCCAAGCCGAUCCGAGACACCGGAGACAAUCCUCGACCGAUCGAUCGAUCUCGACCGCGGCGGCGGGGCGGCGAUGGAUUUCUCCGGCGGGGCGGGGGGCGGGGGCGGCGCGACGCUGUCGGAGAUGUACCAGAGCGCGCGGCGGCUGCUGCUGUCGGCCCGCGACGGCGUGGCCCGCGUCGAGCGGCUCGCCUCGGCGCCCGCCUCCUCUUCCUACUCCGCCUCGGCGCCGCUCGUCGGCGCGCCGGACCCGGCGGGCGCCGAGGCGGUGCGCAGGGAGGUGGCGCAGAUCCAGGGCCUCUGCGCGCAGAUGGACCGCCUCUGGCGCUCCAUCCCCGCCAAGGGCCAGCGCGACCUCUGGAAGAGAAAAGUGGAGCAGCUAUCUGAAGAGGUUGAUUCAUUGAAGGAAACCCUCGACAAGCACUCAUUGCGGCAACGAAAGCGGAUUUUGGAAGCCAAGGAAAGGGCGGAGCUAUUUGAGAGAGCUAAUGGUGAGUCGUCGCAUGUCCUUCAAAUAUUUGACGACGAAGCCCAGGCAAUGCAAUCUGCCCGUAGCUCCUCUCGAAUGCUUGACGAAGCCUUUGAGACAGGAGUGGCCAUCCUCCACAAGUACUCUGACCAGAGGGAUCGUCUGAAGAGCGCGCAAAGGAAGGCCCUAGACGUCCUGAACACCGUUGGCCUGUCAAACUCGGUCUUGAAGCUCAUCGAAAAGCGGCACCGAGUCGACAAGCGGAUUGCGUAUGGCGGCAUGAUCAUUACCGUCGUGCUGAUGGUUGCGUUUUGGCGAUGGACACACUAGUUUUUCAAUGUUCUCUAGCAUUGGUCCUUCCUUGUGUAGUAGGCACAACCCUGCCCGGUUACUGAUCUAUCUUCUUUGUAUUACUAUCAUAUAUACUGUGUGUAUAGCGAUUAUGGAAAGAUGUUGACAAGUCUCAGAUCAGAUGUAUUCUUCUGUAUGCACAGUACAGUGGCCUGUUUUGUUACCAUGACAUUUCUGUUGUGAAAAAUGCGGUCGUGGGCGUGCGCAUCUUGUAUGCAAAAAAUAUGCUAAUGCUGCUGUUUA